Molecule: messenger RNA, 1653 nt
Organism: Myxocyprinus asiaticus (Chinese sucker)
Lineage: Eukaryota; Metazoa; Chordata; Actinopteri; Cypriniformes; Catostomidae
Product: gastrula zinc finger protein XlCGF57.1-like
Exons: 3
Coding region: 283-1635 (450 amino acids)
Biological process (GO): regulation of transcription by RNA polymerase II
Cellular component (GO): nucleus
Molecular function (GO): DNA-binding transcription activator activity, RNA polymerase II-specific; RNA polymerase II cis-regulatory region sequence-specific DNA binding
Source: RefSeq, a predicted model, not a curated record
GAGACCCAUGAUAAUUGAAGAUUAGCGAGAUCUUUUAUCAGUUUACUAACUUUAUUUUUCUAAUUUCUUUCAUUUUAUUGUUAGGCCAACAUUUAGUUGUAAUUCGCAAUUUCUUCAACACGCGAUAAUAAGUGGGCUGUCAGUGUAUGUUUUGAAAUGUCUGUUGCUACCAUAGCAAUUCAAAUGCUCUGAAUAUUCCUGUCAUCUUUGAAUUGAACAAGAGUUUCCAGAAGAGCAGGACAAACUUCAAGUGUGUCAACAAUUUCUGACACUACUGCAAAGAUGGAUUUUAUUAAAGAGGAGAGAGAGGACAUGGGAUAUCCAGAACCACACAGAGUGAAAAAUGAAGAUACUGAGGAACAAAUAGACAUGAUGCUUGUGAAAGAGGAAUGUCAAGAAGUGGAGGAGGUAAAUCAGUAUCAGACAUCAAGUAAUUCUGAAAAGAAUUCUUCACAUAAAAGUCAAGAAACAAGAGCCAAAAAAUCUUAUACCUGCCCUCAAUGUGGAAAGAGUUUCAAACAAAAAGGAAACCUUAAGAAUCACAUAAAAAUUCACACUGGAGAGAAGCCUUUCACAUGCCUUCAGUGUGGAAAGAGUUUCAUACGUGCAGACAGCCUUAUGGAGCACAUGCGAAUUCACUCUGGAGAGAGGCCUUUCAUAUGCCCUCAGUGUGGAAAGAGUUUCACACGUAAAGCUCAUCUUAAUAGUCAUGCAAGAAUUCAUGCUGAAGAGAAGCCUUUUAAGUGCCUCCAGUGUGGAAAGAGUUUCACACGUGAAGUUCAUCUUAAGAGUCACACAAGUAUUCACGCUAAAGAGAAGCCUUUCACGUGCCUCCAGUGUGGAAAGAGUUUCACACGUGCAGACAGCCUUAAGAAGCACAUGAGAAUUCACACUGGAGAGAAGCCUUCCGAAUGCCUUCAGUGUGGACAGAGUUUCACACAAAAAGGAAACCUUAAUAAACACAUAAGAAUUCACACUGGAGAGAAGCCUUUCAUAUGCCUUCAGUGUGGACAGAGUUUCACACAAAAAGGAAACCUUAAGUAUCACAUAAAAAUUCACACUGGAGAGAGGCCAUUCACAUGCCUUCAGUGUGGAAAGAGUUUCAUACGUCCAGACAGCCUUAUGCAACACAUGAGAAGGCACUCUGGAGAGAGACCUUUCAUAUGCCCUCAGUGUGGAAAGAGUUUCACACGUAAAGCUCAUCUUAAUAGUCAUGCAAGAAUUCACGCUGAAGAGAAGCCUUUCACGUGCCUCCAAUGUGGAAAGAGUUUCACACGUGAAGUUCAUCUUAAGAGUCACACAAGUGUUCACGCUAAAGAGAAGCCUUUCACGUGCCUCCAGUGCGGAAAGAGUUUCACACGUGCAGACAGCCUUAAGAAGCACAUGAGAAUUCAUACUGGGAAAACCUUGAGUAGAGCCAGCGACUUGAAGCUGCAUCAAAGAAUCCAUACUGGAGAAAAACCUUACAAGUGUUCACAUUGUGAAAAGAGUUUCAGUCGGCCAGGAGUCCUGAAAUUGCAUGAGAGAGUGCAUACUGGAGAGAGGCCAUUCCACUGCCAUACAUGUGGAAAGAGCUUUUGCCAGUCAGGUCAUCUACUGGUUCAUUUAAAAAGGUGUCAUGGAAAGUCACAGUGAGCAAAGUUCCUCUUCACU